Molecule: messenger RNA, 1257 nt
Organism: Procambarus clarkii (red swamp crayfish)
Lineage: Eukaryota; Metazoa; Arthropoda; Malacostraca; Decapoda; Cambaridae
Source: RefSeq, a predicted model, not a curated record
AUGAGCGGAGACGCGUGUGUGGAGAAGCAGGUAGUCCAGCAGGUGGGCCAGCAGGUGGGUCAGCAGGUGGGCCAGCAGGUGGGCCAGCAGGUGGGUCAGCAGGUGGGCCAGCAGGUGGGUCAGCAGGUGGUCCAGCAGGUGGUCCAGCAGGUGGUCCAGCAGGUGGGCCAGCAGGUGGUCCAGCAGGUGGGCCAGCAGGUGGGUCAGCAGGUGGGUCAGCAGGUGGUCCAGCAGGUGGGUCAGCAGGUGGGUCAGCAGGUGGGCCAGCAGGUGGGUCAGCAGGUGGGCCAGCAGGUGGGUCAGCAGGUGGGUCAGCAGGUGGUCCAGCAGGUGGGCCAGCAGGUGGGUCAGCAGGUGGGCCAGCAGGUGGGCCAGCAGGUGGGCCAGCCGGUGGGCCAGCAGGUGGGUCAGCAGGUGGGUCAGCAGGUGGGUCAGCAGGUGGGUCAGCAGGUGGGCCAGCAGGUGGUCCAGCAGGUGGGCCAGCAGGUGGGCCAGCAGGUGGGCCAGCAGGUGGGCCAGCAGGUGGUCCAGCAGGUGGGCCAGCAGGUGGGUCAGCAGGUGGGCCAGCAGGUGGGUCAGCAGGUGGGUCAGCAGGUGGUCCAGCAGGUGGGCCAGCAGGUGGUCCAGCAGGUGGGCCAGCAGGUGGGCCAGCAGGUGGGUCAGCAGGUGGGUCAGCAGGUGGUCCAGCAGGUGGGCCAGCAGGUGGACCAGCAGGUGGGCCAACAGGUGGGCCAACAGGUGGGCCAACAGGUGGGCCAACAGGUGGGCCAACAGGUGGUCCAGCAGGUGGUCCAGCAGGUGGGCCAGCAGGUGGGCCAGCAGGUGGUCCAGCAGGUGGUCCAGCAGGUGGGUCAGCAGGUGGGCCAGCAGGUGGUCCAGCAGGUGGUCCAGCAGGUGGGUCAGCAGGUGGGCCAGCAGGUGGUCCAGCAGGUGGUCCAGCAGGUGGUCCAGCAGGUGGUCCAGCAGGUGGGCCAACAGGUGGGCCAACAGGUGGUCCAGCAGGUGGUCCAGCAGGUGGGCCAGCAGGUGGGCCAGCAGGUGGGUCAGCAGGUGGUCCAGCAGGUGGGCCAGCAGGUGGACCAGCAGGUGGGCCAACAGGUGGGCCAACAGGUGGGCCAACAGGUGGGCCAACAGGUGGGCCAACAGGUGAGCCAAGAUAAAGAGCGCAUCAUUAACAAGGCUCCACAAGGAAGCCUUGACUGCAAUUGUCUGAACUGUCAAGACCUCGGCCUGUCAAUUACCGUCGUUAGACGGUAA